GCGCCUGCGCAGUGGACGCGGGCCAGGGGCGGGGUGACCGACCGAGGCAGAGCCAGCGAUUGUCGGUCGCUGUCGCCGCCAGGUUACUCUUACUUCAUGGUACGCCUGUGAGGUGGGCUGCAGGCGGACCUCUCCUCGGCAUGGAGCACAUCCGGACGACCAAGGUUGAGCAAGUGAAAUUACUUGAUCGAUUCAGUACCAGCAACAAAUCACUAACAGGAACACUGUAUCUUACAGCUACACAUCUAUUAUUUAUAGAUUCUCAUCAAAAAGAAACUUGGAUAUUGCAUCACCAUAUUGCCUCAGUAGAGAAACUCGCUUUGACUACUUCUGGAUGCCCGCUUGUGAUUCAGUGCAAGAACUUCAGGAUUGUCCAUUUCAUUGUUCCCAGGGAGAGAGAUUGCCAUGAUAUUUACAACUCUUUGCUACAACUGUCAAAGCAAGCAAAAUAUGAAGAUCUAUAUGCGUUUUCUUAUAAUCCCAAACAAAAUGAUUCUGAACGACGACGAGGCUGGCAGCUCAUUGACCUUGCCGAAGACUAUAAGAGGAUGGGAGUACCAAAUUCAAACUGGCAGUUGUCUGAUGCAAACCGCGAAUACAAGAUUUGCGAAACUUAUCCCAGAGAACUUUAUGUUCCCCGAAUUGCAAGCAAACCAAUAAUUGUUGGCAGUUCCAAGUUUCGGAGCAAAGGGAGAUUCCCAGUUCUUUCAUACUAUCAUCAAGAAAAGAAGGCUGCCAUUUGUCGGUGUAGUCAACCACUGUCAGGAUUCAGUGCCAGGUGCCUGGAGGAUGAACAUUUGCUUCAAGCUAUUAGUAAAGCCAAUCCAGUCAAUUGUUAUAUGUAUGUCAUGGAUACUAGGCCCAAACAUCGCAUGCAGAGCUGGUGGGCUACACAAAAGGACAUUGGCAGAAUUAUAGUGAGGAUUUCUUCAAAAAUCUGGAAUGAUGAGAAAAUAAGAGAAAGCGAUGAGAGAAAGCGACUGAAUGCAAUAGCCAACAGAGCAGCUGGAAAAGGUUAUGAAAAUGAAGACAACUAUUCUAAUAUUAGAUUUCAGUUUGUUGGAAUUGAAAAUAUUCAUGUCAUGAGGUCCAGCCUUCAGAAAUUAUUGGAAGUCAGUGGUACCAGAGGGCUUUCUGUCAAUGAUUUCUACUCUGGUUUGGAGAGCUCUGGAUGGCUUCGCCAUAUCAAAGCUGUUAUGGAUGCUGCAAUCUUCUUGGCCAAAGCAAUAAUGGUUGAAAAUGCAAGUGUGUUGGUGCAUUGUUCUGAUGGUUGGGAUAGGACUUCCCAGGUUUGCUCCCUCGGCUCUCUUUUAUUGGAUUCCUACUAUAGGACAAUCAAAGGAUUCAUGGUUUUGAUAGAAAAGGAUUGGAUUUCCUUUGGACAUAAAUUUUCAGAGAGGUGUGGCCAUUUGGAUGGUGACCCAAAGGAAGUAUCACCAGUGUUUACUCAGUUUUUGGAAUGUGUGUGGCAUCUGACCGAACAGUUCCCACAAGCCUUUGAAUUCAAUGAAGGAUUUCUUCUUCAGAUCCAUGAACAUAUUCAUUCUUGCCAAUUUGGAAACUUCCUUGCAAAUUGUCAGAAGGAAAGAGAAGAACUCAAGUUGGAGGAGAAGACUUAUUCGCUGUGGCCAUUUCUUUUGGAUGACCAAAAGAAGUACUUAAACCCUCUCUACAGUUCCAAAUCUCAGAGGUUUACAAUUUUGGAGCCAAAUACAGUGUCUUUCAAUUUUAAAUUUUGGAGAGCCAUGUACCACCAAUUUGACCGAACAUUGCAUCCUAGGCAGUCUGUGUUUAACAUAAUUAUGAACAUGAAUGAGCAGAAUAAACAAUUAGAGAAAGAUAUUAAAGACCUAGAAUCUGUAAUUAAGCAACGUAAAAAUAAACAAACAGACGGAGAGAUCACCAAGGAAUUGUUAAAUUCAGUUCAUCCUGAAUCACCUACUCUCAAAACUUCCUUGUGUUUUAAGGAGCAGACGCUGCUCCCUGUGAAUGAUGCUCUUCGAACCAUAGAGGGCAGCACCACCGCAGAUAAUCGUUUCCGCGAGUAUGCGGAAGAGUUUUCCAAACCGGAACCUGCCAUUGUCAGCUUGGAGUAUGGUGUGGCAAGAAUGACCUGUUAGACUCGUGGAAUAUUUUCUGGAUCGACUGUAAUGCAGGAAAAAAAAAAAAAAAGGGAUUCUUGUGAGGAUGGUCUAUGCCACAUGACCAAAAAAGGAAUUUGUCUAAUAAUGAUCUUAGGGUUUAACAGUUGGUUCAUAGUUGAAGAAAGGAUAAUAACUGCUCAUCUGGGAGAAAUAAGUCACUUUAAUGGCAAUUUUUGCAAGGAAUGGCAUUCAGUUCCAUGAGAAAUGAGUGAUUUUUGAGGGAUUUAUUCAAAACACAAUUUGCACUGUCUACUAGAAUUGACAUUUCUGUAUGAUUUAUAUGUUAAUACAGCCAAACAUGAAUAACCUUCCUUAAAAUAUUUAAUUGCAAGAAAAGAAAACUUGACACAAUGGUCCCUUACUUAAUAAUUGACAUGGCAUGUACUUUCAGUUAUGUAAUGUAACUAUGAAUAUCUACCUAUUUUGCCUAUUAGUGAUGUUUAAUGUUGAAGUGCCAUGAUAAGUAUGUCUAAGAAAGCCUUAAAAUAAAUUUUCAGCUCCU
Choloepus didactylus (southern two-toed sloth) is the source of this 2646-nucleotide messenger RNA. RefSeq names its product myotubularin related protein 6 (gene MTMR6). The coding region runs from base 141 to 2120 and encodes 659 amino acids. The transcript is spliced from 15 exons. Gene Ontology annotation, biological process: dephosphorylation. Gene Ontology annotation, molecular function: phosphatidylinositol-3,5-bisphosphate phosphatase activity. Lineage: Eukaryota; Metazoa; Chordata; Mammalia; Pilosa; Megalonychidae. Gene Ontology annotation, cellular component: nuclear envelope. The record is from RefSeq and is a predicted model, not a curated record.